UGAGUCCAGUUGUUGAAUAAACAAAAAUGUUGCAUAACAUUAUUUUUCAUUCAAAUCAAAAUUCAUUAGUGAUUUCAUUUAAUUUUCAUUUUAUUCGAGUCGUGGAAUUUUUAUCAGUUUCUCCCGGUAUUUGAUUACUCGGUUUUAUAACUAACGCGCGUGAAUUCUGGUGCAGCAAUUACAAUUAGAGUAUACGUUUACUAUAGUGUACAUUCUUGCAGUGUACCUUUGAUAAGGUAUAAAAAGAUUUACCGCUCGUCGACUCAGACAACUCCACACUUGUGUGACUGACCCAGUCAUCCGUGGGAAAUUAUUCCUGGAUUUGAAUUAGACGCCAUCGGACACACGAGUUUAAACUAUUCCGAUGCUUGAACACUAUUUGGCAGUACCACAAAUCCGAAGACAGAGCCCCGAGGGCAACUAUAUGAUGUGAGAAAGAGAGAAUAUUUAAUCGUUGAGGAAGUGGGCGUGGGGUGUUGGCGAUGGAGUCGGGACCAAAACAAGGGAUCUGUCCCACCACUGGACAACCAACGAGCAUCACAGGUGGACAGUGUCAAAUACCUCAGGUCCAAGAUUCAGCCAACGAAGCUGGACCCGUUGAGGAUGGUGUACUACUUGCUCGUGUUCACGUACCCGAAUUGUACGUCAGCAAGUGUCUUCAAUUCCCCAAGGAUCAACUCGUGUGGGAUGUUAAGCAGCAGUGCCUGGCAUCCUUACCAAAGGUCGCCACUUGGUACAGGGAAUUAAAGGAGAGCUUCAACUACGGCCUGUUUUGUCCGCCAGUAAACGGAAAAGCUGGAAAAUUUCUGGACGAGGAACGCCGCCUUGGGGAUUAUCCCUUCAACGGACCAGUCGGCUACUUGGAGCUGAAAUACAAGAGACGGGUCUACAAGAUGCUUCACCUCGACGAGAAGCAGCUCAAGGCGAUGCACACGAGAACAAACCUGAGGAGGUUACUGGAGUAUGUAGCCAAUAGUCAAGUCGAGAAGAUAGCUAAAAUGUGUAGCAAGGGAUUGGAUCCUAAUUUCCACUGCCAGGAAACUGGAGAAACUCCGUUGACCCUAGCGACAGCACUGAAAAAACCAUCAAAAGUGAUAAUAGCUCUGGUUAACGGUGGUGCCCUAUUGGACUAUCGAACAAAAGAGGGUCUCACGGCGAUGCACCGUGCCGUCGAGAGGAACAGCCUCGAGGCCGUUAAGACUCUACUUGAGCUCGGUGCAAGUCCAAAUUACAAAGACACCAAAGGUCUAACUCCUCUCUACUACAGUGUCAUUUAUAAGACAGAUCCAAUGCUGUGUGAAACACUUCUCCAUGAUCAUGCGACAAUUGGUGCUCAGGAUCUUCAGGGAUGGCAGGAGGUUCAUCAGGCAUGCCGUAACAAUCUCGUACAACACCUUGAUCAUCUUCUUUUUUACGGUGCCGACAUGAACGCCCGCAAUGCAUCAGGAAAUACACCGCUCCAUGUGUGCGCUGUCAACAACACUGAUGCAUCUUGCAUACGCCAGUUACUGUUCCGUGGAGCUCAAAAGGACAGCUUGAAUUAUGCGAAUCAAACCCCCUACCAGGUUGCUGUAAUUGCUGGUAACAUGGAGCUGGCGGAAGUUAUCAAGAAUUAUCAGCUUGAAGAAGUCGUACCAUUUAAAGGACCACCACGCUACAACCCGAAGAGACGAUCAGUUGCAUUUGGUGGAAUGACAACAAGCUGUUCAGCAAGUAAUUUGGGGACACUCACGAGGAUACCCUCGGCCAUUGACACACCCUGUGGUACAUUAACAAGAACAAUAUCUGUUGAUCAGUACUCAUCAUCAGCAACACUCAGUAGACUGCCCAUUAGUGAAAUAAGCAAUACCAGCAGUUUGAGUAGGACAACCUCCACUGAUAAUCGUAACUCAUGUGCAUCGAUCAGUCGAGUUAUCGAGCAUUAUGCUGGAAUGAGCGAAACACAUCACAGCAGUUUAAAUCGUGUACCGUCCAUUGAAUCAAACCGACCUGAAUGUGGAAAUUUACAGAGAAUACCGUCCGAACAGCAGUUAUCAGGGGUUAAGGGACAUCAGUUGAAUACAGGGAUCAGCAGAAAUGAACAUCUGCAAAAUAAUAUAAAUCGAUUGCCGUCCGAAUAUCAAACGCCAGCAUUGAGGGAUCCAAAUCCGAGAUCACCAAAUGUCGAGCACUAUCAAAACUUGAGAAUAGAGGGUUUGACGAGACUCCAGGAGCAUCGUAUCGAGCUUCAGCACAGACUUGAUAUCCACGGUCGUACCAUGGAUAUGCCACCGUCACCAUCUCCAAGCAGUAGAAGUCUAGCACCAUUCAGCUCAGCCAGCUCCAGCAUGUCUGAAGGUAGCAAUCAGCCGUCCGGUGAGGACUCUGCCAGCAUCGUCACAGAUAAAAGCCUGGGCGACACAGCAUCGGACGUCAUUAGCGACAGCUCGGGUGUCGGUACAUCGCAGUCAGACACGACAAACUCACUCUCCAUUCCUGGGACAACGGUUGUCUGCGUUGAGAGUUAUAGCAGUGGAAUUGCUGGACAUCUGGCCAUCAACCAGGGCGACAUUCUUGAAGUCACUGGAGCGACAGAUUGUGGACUGCUGGAGGGCGUGCUCCGGGGUCAAGGGACAGGACUAUUUCCCGCUCAUUGCGUCCAAGAAGUGAGGCUUCGACAUACCAAUAUUCCAUUGGGCCACCAGCUGGCCCGUGAGGGUCGCAACAGAGUCCUGGGACGAAGGGAGUCCCAGCACAAAUAUUUCGCCACGGCGCCGAGAUUAAAGAAGCCAGUUUCGAUGUGCAGUGUGACAUCGGAACCCCGCACGGUAAUCCUCCACCGUUCUAGAAAGGGAUUCGGUUUCAUUUUACGCGGUGCAAAAACGACACCAUCAAAUUUCCUAGGACUAACCCCAGCAGCUCAGUACCUCGACGACGUCAGUCCCGGAGGUGUUGCUGACUUGGCAGGCCUUCGCAAGGGCGAUUUUUUAAUACAAAUAAAUAGCGAAGAUGUGACGACAGCUUCUCACGAACAUGUAGUUGAUCUAAUAAGAAAAUCAGGGGAAUUAGUGAGAAUGACAGUAGUCUCUCCAGUGGUGAGUCUUCCAAAUUCACAAUCGGCAGCAGCUCUGCCGACUAGUCAACCAAAUCAAAGGCAGUACGCAACAUUGCCAAGAAAAGGUAGCAAUAAUGUGCCGAUGAGUGGUACCCUGGGCCGGUCUCCAGCCCCAAUGCCACCAAGAAGAGAUCCUAAGACAACUCUGAGUGUUGGACGAGCUCGUGCACGUUCCAUGGUGGCAGGACUUGAGGGUGGGGGAGAAAAGGAUGACCGAGAUGAUAUUGGUUCGACUGGAGGUAAAUCCAGCAGCGCUGAAUCCAUUCACAUGCCUCAGGGCACAUCAACAGGACCAAAUACUGGGCAAAAUACGCCUGUUCAGCCCAGAACUGCCAGCAUUAGAUCUCGCCCCACAUCCAGCAGAAUUACAGCUGCUGAACUUCAGGAAUUGUUUCAACGGCAGCAGGGAAGUGUCACCAGCCAGUAUGGCAACACCAUGAGUUCUCACUUUCAGAGUGGCACGACUACCAAGUCACAUCCGUCAUCACCAGCUAAAACGGGAAGGGUCUACGCUAGCGUCGCUGAGAUGAAACGAAAGGGCAAAUCAAGCUCCAGAGUGCGCUUCUUCGGUGGUCUGGGCGGGGGUUCUGAUCUCCAUCGCGACUUCCACAGCACUCCAGAUCUUAAUAUUCAAGGACAAUCGGCAGUACUUGCUCCUAAGGGGCAUCGCAGUCAGGAGGAUGUGAAUGCUCUCGGUGGUAGGAAUGGUUUACCACCACCCAAUCAUCCUCCACCACCUCCACCAGUCGGUCAAGUUAUUAAAGUCAAUAUUGGUGCCAAUGUACCAGAUGUUGUUACUCCAGCCUCAGUGUAUGAUAACAUGGCGCAUAUACAACAAGUCAAAGAAUUGGCCGCAGCAUCACUGGAGAGUAAUUACGGUGUAAUGUCGAGCUUCCGCCCCUCAAACAGUGCAAAACUCUACGCCUCCCCGGAAGACAUGAAAACCGUUGGCUAUCGCUCGCACAGUUUGCCAGUGAAUUCAUCGAGAUCGCAUCUCCGAAAGUCCCACAGUCUCCGAACUCCCAAUAAUACGACAUUCAAACCAUCGAAUGGCCAACAACAGGCAAAUGGUGUGGGUAGUUCAAACAAUGGCUCAAUGAAUGGCAACACGGGUAAUCAGUACGCCCAACCAUUAAAGACCAAUCGAAGCCACAGUAUGACAGGUGGUCGUGAAUCAAAGAAAAAAACAAUCUCCACAAGUUCAUCUGCCACUAAUCUGUCAGGCGCAGCUGUACCCCCAAUCCCUGAGCCCGACUACAGUCUGUCAGAGUCUGAAAACGAUGAGGAUGACGAGGAGUUUGAAAUGGGAGAGGCAGAAAUAGCCAAGGAACUCGAAAAAGCAGCAGCACGCGAGAAAUUAGAGUCAACAAGGGAAACCUCUGGGAAUUCUAAUGCAUCUGGAAGUAGCUCAUCAGGCAGCAGUUCCCUCCCUCACUCAUUCAGUGUCGAAGAAAUUCAAAAAGUCAGAACUCAGUUAAAAUCCUCGAAGAGUCAUCCCAAUGAAUUUCUCCUGAGCCAACAGACUCAGCAAUUAGUGGAAGACGGUGACAACAGCUCGAGUGGUGUGAGCUCUGAUCAGGAUGUACCAGUUGGCCCUCCAACAGGCUUCGAUGAUACAUCGAGAAAUGAUAAUGCCCAGCCAAUAGUCACUGACAAGGAGAACAACUCUAAACGAAUGAAUUACAGCAGUGGAAUGCUCACGAGGCAUGCCGUUAGUCUUGCCCAAUUACCACCCCCCAUUGAAGCUGACACUGAAGAUCAGAAUAACGAUUUAUUCGUACCACCACCACCCGAAUUUAAUGCCGGACCAUCCGGCAAUGGGGAUAAUGAGCUUGUUUUUGCACCACCCCCACAAUUCUCUGAUAAUCGACAGCAGCAAAAUCGUGUUAAAAUUAUUGGAGCGAUACCAAAGGUCGGGAACAAUCAGGUCAAACCACCCACGGGACGUUUGCACAGCCAGUAAACAACUGAAAUACAAAAAAUCAGUGCGUAGAAUCUAUAUUUUUACUCCCUUCCAUUGACUUUCAUUCACCAAUUGAGACAUUGAAAAAUUACUCUUCGGUCAAUCCGGCCUAAAUAAACCGAAAAAAAAUAAUGGAGAAACCAUUAACUAUCAUGCGUAGCUCUAAGUCAUUAUUGAUCCAUUCAGUAACGAAAAAUGCGCAUGAUCGUCUCAUAAGUACGUGAGUAAAAUAAGAUACUUGUUUUGUAAUUCUUCCGUUCUUUUUUCUAUAUUUCUACCCAAAUCAAUACCUUCUUAAUCACUGUAAUAUUGGAAACAAGAGUAGUGCACUUGUAUUUAUUAUUGAGAACGAAGAAGAAAUGAAAGAAGAUGCUGGAAAAAAAAUGGAGUUCUUAUUAAUAUCAGUGUAGCUUGAUAAUCAGUGUUGUUAAAAAAAAAUAAAACAGAAAAAAUGAGUAAAAUACAGGUGGAGCUGUGCAGAGUCCCAAUGAUUGACUUUCCACCACUGUGUCCUAGCUUCAUCGAUGAUUUGUCGAUUAAACGUAUCAACAACUCACGUUGCAUCCUCUUUUAAGUAAUUUACAUUAAUUUUCUUGUAACUAGAAUACUACUACUGCUCAAAAGCCUAAUGUAAAUCUACUCACAAAGUCAUUAGAGAUUGUUGAUAAUUUUAACAAUGUAUUAUUAGUUCUUAUUAGUUUGUUAUAAGUUGCAAUUGAUACGAGAAACGAAGAUAAUCGCGAAUGAAUGUUGGCAAAUAAUAAUGAUGAGAAAAUUGCACCCACCAUAAUCGACUUGUAAGAUAGAUCGUAUUCCUUCCAUUUCUCGAUAAUGAAAGCAACCGGGCAUCUCUGGGAAACUGAGGUUUUAGAUAUUCCCAAUUGUUUAUCGACUUUAAAUGAUAAAUUAUAAACAAACAAAAGAAUUGAACGAUCAAGAUAUGUCUCGAAAGUGUUAUCAUUAAGAUGUUCUUACCGCAAUUCAUUUUAUUGUAUAUAAAGACAGAUAUUUCCUGUGGCUAUCGUGGGUGAUAUUUUUUCGGUGUAGAAUGAUUUUCUUUUCUGAAAUAAGGAGAGUAAGCUGAAACCUCUAGGCUUUCCCUCCCGAUAACAGUAUAACUACAAUUGUAUAUAUAACCAUUGCUACAUAUUUGAAAUAUCGAUUUUCAUUAAUUAGAAAAAAAAUAGUUGUUAAGAGAUAAUAAAUGAUGAAAAUGUUUCCAUUAAACAACGUCCUUCCUAAUGAAAUCGUUUCUUAAUGCCUUUUGCAAAAAUGACAAGUAAAAAAGAUAAACAAAUACAAUAUGAAUGAUGAAUCAUUGAAUUUAAAUAUUUACACAAAGUACCCGAGUAUUAAAGUAAGUCGCUGCGCAUGAGAACUCGUUGUAGAAUUCAUUCAAAGAUAGAUGUCGAUAUAGAAAUACUUGAUGCAACAGCAAAAUAAAAAAAAAACAUUGUAAUUUAAUUCUAGAAUCAAAUUCUUCCCAGUCACGUCAGUAUACAUCACCAAAAGCUAUGAGAAGAAAAAUAAAAUGAUACAUAAAUGUAUUAAAAUCACUUCCAGGUAAUCUGUAGUUACUUCAGUUUUUCCUUUUAUUUCGCUCGUUUGUGAUUACUCCGAGCUCUAUUGUGCGAUAGCGAGAUGAAAAAUAUAUAGUUGCAACAUUCCUGCCAAAAGUAUAAUGUAAUAAUAAUAUAUCGAAAUUGAAAAAGAGACAAAACGUUAAAAAAUGAUAACACGUGAAAAUGAACUUAUACUGUAUCAAUAUCAUUUUUUUGUCAAAUGUUUUUUUUUCAAAAUUCCACAUUACACCAUUAAUAGGAAAUAAAAGGUAAAAAAAAUCGGUUCCCCAUAUAGAAUUCAAUAUACUACAUUAUAAAUAUACAUAGGCAAAUGAAUGUUUGAAACGUUGAACAAAAAAAAACUAAUUGAAAACAAUUUGAUAAAUGAAUGCGAGAUAUACAAGUGAAAAUCUAUUUAUAUGAAGCACUCGUUCUUUUAUUUGGAUUUCUUAUCAGCUAAAUAUACGAAUUUACAAAGUUUUUUUCGUUUUGUACAAUUGUUCACCUCGUUUUACUACUUUUUGAGGUAGGUAUACCAGUAAUCAUAAAUGAGAUAAAUUACCACAUGAAUAACGACAUCGUCAUGACGUAAAUUGAUCUCUUGGAUUGACGAACAAUUAAAAAUCACACCAGAAUUCAUCAUGAAUACUCAAUACGAAUAUUAUAAUCACGUAAAUCCAUACCUCCGUACCGUACCUCCUAUUCUUUCCAAUUAAAAUGACUGUUAAUGUCUUUUGUAUCAUAGUUGAUUGUACUGUGCAUUACGUGAUAAAUGCAUUUUUGGACGAUGAAUAAUAACUGAUCAUGUUCA
This is a messenger RNA of Fopius arisanus, 7430 nucleotides long. It is a transcript of the gene Prosap, whose product is annotated as prosap. The record is from RefSeq and is a predicted model, not a curated record. The transcript is spliced from 16 exons. The coding region runs from base 483 to 5057 and encodes 1524 amino acids. Gene Ontology annotation, cellular component: postsynaptic membrane; dendritic spine; postsynaptic density. Gene Ontology annotation, molecular function: synaptic receptor adaptor activity; ionotropic glutamate receptor binding. NCBI's taxonomy places the organism in Eukaryota, Metazoa, Arthropoda, Insecta, Hymenoptera, Braconidae.